ACGCAGCCUAGCAGCAGCGGACACGGCGUAAACAAAGCAGACCGUUACAUACGGGCUAAUAGGCUUGUAGGUCACGAAUCCACAUUCUAACGCAUUUUAAAUCUUUUUCUCUUACUUUUUGUUAACUAGAAACAAAUGUGUGGAUUUUUCGAUCGCGGAUUAAUCAAAACAAAAGGAGCGAGCGCGGUUGGAUCAUGGAUCGGAGGAUAGACUAGCCCGAGAUUGCUAACAGAUUUGGGAGAAAUUAUUGUUUUACGACAGUGUCAUUGCAAAUUACUUACCGAUCGCCAAACGUUACACAUGGGGAAAACGUAAACCGGUGCGAUCGUGGUAAAAUUUCACGCUUUAACCCCUGAAAUGGUUACAAAAGUCAAAUCGCUAUGUAGCUAGACCUCUCCAGCUGGACGCUUUGUUGUUGUCACCACGAACGGAGCUGGAGGAGAGGCGAGAGGAGAGAGACGCCUGGAUGACCACUUGAUCGCAGUCAAGUCCAGAUACUUGGACUGCAAUGUUUAGUCUGAUGGCGAACUGCUGCAACUGGCUGAAACGAUGGAGAGAACCGGCGAGGAAAGUAACAUUGGUCAUGGUGGGACUGGACAAUGCAGGAAAAACUGCCACUGUCCGAGGAAUUCAAGGAGAAAACCCACAAGAUGUAGCGCCCACUGUGGGAUUCUCCAAAGUGGAUCUGAAGCAGGGAAAAUUCGAGGUCACUAUUUUUGACCUGGGCGGUGGGAAGAGGAUCAGGGGAAUUUGGAAAAAUUAUUACUCGGAAUCCCAUGGCGUGGUGUUUGUGGUGGACUCCACAGACGUGCAGAGGAUCCAAGAAACAAGAGAGACCAUGGCAGAGGUCCUGCAACACCCGCGGAUAUCAGGGAAACCAGUGCUAGUCCUUGCCAACAAACAGGACAAAGAGGGGGCACUCGCUGAAGCAGACAUCAUUGAAAACCUGUCACUAGAGAAACUUGUCAAUGAGAACAAGUGUCUCUGUCAGAUCGAACCAUGCUCCGCUGUUUUGGGCUAUGGUAAGAAAGUCGACAAGUCCAUCAAGAAGGGACUCAACUGGCUCCUUAACAACAUCGCCAAAGACUAUGAGGCCAUCACUGAGCGCGUGCAGAAAGACACGACCGAACAGCUCGCCCAGGAGGAGCAGGACAAGAAGGAGAGGGCGGAGAGAGUGCGGCGGAUAAGAGAGGAGAGAGAGAGACAAGAGCGAGAAGAAGCAGAGAGGGAAGGGCGGCCAAUUCAAGAGGACGAUCUCGAAGAAGACAACAUACCCAAUCCGUUCCAGCCAAUCGGAAAUGUCAUCACAGAGAAUGACGAAAAGGAAAAAGAGAGAAAAAGGCAAAUAGAGCUACAAGAGAAGCUUAAAGAUAGCGGUCAUGAGGAAGAGGAGGAAGACAACGGUGAAGAGUCAAAUGACACAAGGCAACACUCUGAAAAUGGCAGUUCAUCGACGGUGGGCGAGCAGAGCAAGAAGAAGACGAGGAAGUUACAUCUGAAGAGGAAGCACAGAGUGGACCCGCUGAAGACGGACGAAGGGCCCGCGGAAAGCCCCACGCCACCGCCUCCUCCAGUGGGAUGGGCCACACCCAAAGCUUCUAGACUGCCAAAACUAGAGCCACUGGGAGACUCAAAGCAUUCUGAUUUCUUCAAGAAGCCACUGCCACCUGUUGCCAACCGGCCCGGCCCGCGGCCCAAUGGCGAUUCUCAUGAUGUUGUUUUUUAAAGCAAGCGGAGUGUAACCAAGAAAGAAACGGAAGCCUGUGGACGAGGAGGGACAAGUUAAACAAGACUGUAAAAGUUACAAAGACAUUCAUUUGAAAUCGAACUUGCAUUAUGUCUAUGCCUGACACACGAAUGCCAUGUUUGUAAAGUACAACAUUGACUGAAAUAUUAUAUAUCAGUGUUUAGAUGGUGUCGGUACCACUUGGCCAUUUCUUUUUAAGCAUAUCUUUUAUUGUACCGCCGCAUAUCCAUUACUGGUUGUUUACACACUACUGAAAAUAAAAAUUGUUACCCAUUUUGCACAAAAACUGUAAUUUAGCAAAAAACAGCAACAGGGCCACAUGUGGAUAGAGCCGUAGUCCUCGUCUCAAGAGGUUUUUUUUGGUUUUUUUUUUCCGCAGCCAAGCGCUUCGAAUGUAAUAAUUUUUAGACGCCUUUUUACGCUAAUAGUACAAAAUGAGGAUGAGUCACAGUUGAGUCACUUGCAAGCGGCGGUUAAGGAAAUUGUUCUCGGAGGCAAGAUUGGCGUAAGAUUGGUGUAAUUUGCUUCACUGUGCUGUACAUAAAAAAGGGGUACACUACGUAAUCUUGUAUUUUUUGUUAAGCUUUUUAUUUUUUUAUUACAUAGCCGAUGAAAAACAAAGAUUGGGGACGUUUUUCUCCUUGGUACACUACUACACAUUACUGUAUAAGUCCGACCAGCAUCUUGUAAAAUAUAAACUUGUCCAUAGGGCUAUUUUUACAUUGCUGUAUACACUGUUUUGUUUUUAAAGUGAUAUUUCUCUUGAGGCUCGAAUUCCCAUAGCAGUCUUGCAACCUCUUGUGGGAUUCUUGCAUUCCCUGUUUUUGGACUAGUCAGCCCCACACCAUUAGAGUAGCAGAAAAUAGCCGGAUAUCCAAAAAACAUACAAUCUUGGAACAGCUUCGUGUCCCAGUUUCCCGGUUUCAGGAGGACGGAGUGUGCGGAAACAAGGAGAGCGGCAGAAGUACUUUUCUAAUUUGGACCAAACUUCAGGAAACUUGACUGGAAUUGUCACAAAGCCGAAGGGAGCAAGGUCUCAUUGAAGUAUCACUUUAAAAUGGGAGAGAUCACAUUUGGAAACUAACUUUCAUUGUUACGAAUGUAGAUGUUUGAAAUAUUUUUAUAUGCUUGACUUUUAUAAUGGCAAAAUAAAAAAGACUGAAUAAUUA
Molecule: messenger RNA, 2916 nt
Organism: Boleophthalmus pectinirostris (great blue-spotted mudskipper)
Lineage: Eukaryota; Metazoa; Chordata; Actinopteri; Gobiiformes; Gobiidae
Gene: arl13b
Product: ADP-ribosylation factor-like 13b
Exons: 11
Coding region: 509-1726 (405 amino acids)
Biological process (GO): receptor localization to non-motile cilium; non-motile cilium assembly
Cellular component (GO): non-motile cilium; ciliary membrane; motile cilium
Molecular function (GO): GTPase activity; GTP binding
Source: RefSeq, a predicted model, not a curated record